AGCUCCCGGGGGACCGGAGCGACGCGGCAGAAGGAGGAAGUCGCCUCUCUCAAGUUGACUUCACCUGACAACUGCACAGAGCAGCCGGUCGCUGCUGCGCUCGGGAACAUGACAAGAGCUGCUGCUGCUGCUGCUGUAAACGGCAAAGUCAACUGCAACGGACUGAAGAGCGAAGAGAUCAAGAAGAACCACCACCACCACCACAACAACAACAACAACAGAGAGCUUCAGUAUCUGUGCCUUCCGGCGAGUGGUCCGGACGAGGGGCGCCAGCCGCUGUUUUCACAGAUGGGUCCGGGAGAAGAGUUGCCUGCGCACAUCGGCAGAGUCAGGUGUAAACAGAGAAAUGGCCCAUGGACUGGUGUUGCCUCCGGGCAGCACAGGAAUCAGGAAUCCUUUGAACAGGCACCCAUGUACGUGGCUGUCAUGACAUACCUGGGCUUUGGCAUCGUCACCCUAUUUGGCUACCUCAGAGAUUUCCUCAGAGCUGUGGGCUUAGAGAAGUGCCACCUCGCCCAGGAAAGAGAGGAACAGAAGGAAUUUGUACCACUUUAUCAAGAUUUUGAAAACUUCUACACUCGGAACCUGUACAUGAGAGUACGAGACAACUGGAACCGUCCCGUAUGCAGCCUGCCAGGACCCGUCUUUGACCUGAUGGAGAGGGUGUCUGAUGACUACAACUGGACUUUCAGGUUAACCGGGAGGACAAUACACAAUGCCAUCAACAUGGGCUCUUACAACUACCUCGGUUUUGCGGAGAACAAUGCCGAUUUUCUGAAAACAGUGGCAGACAAAACACGCCAGUACGGGGUUGGGGUUUGCAGCACAAGGCAGGAAAUAGGAAACCUGAAAAUCCACGAAGAUUUGGAGAAACUUGUGGCCAGUUUUCUCGGAGUAGAGUCCUCCAUGACCUUUGGGAUGGGUUUCGCCACCAACUCAAUGAACAUUCCAGCACUUGUUGGCAAGGGUUGUUUGAUAUUGAGCGAUGAGCUCAACCACACAUCUCUCAUCUUAGGGGCCAGACUGUCUGGAGCGACCAUCCGGGUGUUCAAACACAACAAUAUGCACAGUCUGGAGAAGAUGCUAAGAGAGGCGGUUUGCUCAGGACAGCCUCGAACUCACAGGCCUUGGAGGAAGAUCCUCAUCAUGGUGGAAGGCAUCUAUAGCAUGGAAGGCUCAGUGGUGCGACUACCAGAGAUCAUCGCUCUGAAGAAGAAGUACAAAGCGUACCUGUACCUGGAUGAAGCCCACAGCAUCGGAGCAGUUGGACCUUCUGGUCGGGGCGUGACUGAGCUGUUUGGUGUGAACCAAGCUGAUGUGGACGUUAUGAUGGGCACCUUCACCAAGAGCUUCGGGGCUGCUGGAGGCUACAUCGCAGGGAAGAAGGAGUUGGUGGACUACCUCCGCAGUCAUUCCCACAGUGCUGUGUACUCCUCGGCCAUGUCCCCUCCUGUCACCGAGCAGAUCAUACGUGCCAUGAAGUGCAUUAUGGGAAAAGACGGGAGCACAGAGGGCAUUAAACGGAUCCGCCAACUGGCAGAGAACACCAGAUACUUCAGGGCCCGACUGAAGGAGAUGGGCUUCAUCAUCUACGGCAAUGAUGACUCGCCUGUGGUUCCAAUCCUGCUCUACAUGCCAGGCAAAGUGGUGGCUUUCGCUCGGGAAAUGCUGGAGAGGAAAAUUGGUGUUGUGGUCGUAGGCUUUCCAGCCACGCCGAUUACAGAGGCCCGAGCUCGCUUCUGUUUGUCUGCGGCACACACAAGAGCCAUGCUUGACCAGGUGCUGCACCAUCUGAACGAGUUGGGAGACGCUCUCUGUCUCAAGUUCUCACGGCGAAAAUAUUCCUCUCGGCACGACCUCCGUGUCGAGACAGACCUUGAGCUGGACAGCUGAUAUGACCCUUGACACCUUGACCUCAUAGUGUCAAACUAAGUCUAAGUGUCCACGCCACAGCAGACCCUUAAACACCCAACGUCUAGUAACACCCAUGUCUCGCUGCAGAAAAAGGGGCCAAAUGUCUGGCAGCUGCUUUUGUAAAUGUUUGUAAAACAUUGUGAUUUAACAGGACACUUAUUUAUGCUUCUUAAAUCUAUAUGAACUCUCUAGAUGCAUUUAUUUGCGAAUAGAUACAUGAAAUUAUUGCACAAGAUUUGCUGUAUCAGUCUCCAAGAGUUAUUUAUCUUUUCUAUAUUGAGACAAAUCCCAUGUUGUUAGUUCAGUCCCUAUGCACAUUUGAGGACAGUUUGCAUUUUGCCUCUCAUAAAUUAAUAUGGUGGGGUGAUCUCUAAGAAUUGAAUUCAAGGAUCCCAUUUAUUUCCACAUUUAAAGGCUGAUAAAUUUCUUUUGUUUCCAAUAAAACACAAAUACCACACA
Scophthalmus maximus (turbot) is the source of this 2373-nucleotide messenger RNA. It is a transcript of the gene sptlc3, whose product is annotated as serine palmitoyltransferase, long chain base subunit 3. Gene Ontology annotation, biological process: ceramide biosynthetic process; sphingosine biosynthetic process. Lineage: Eukaryota; Metazoa; Chordata; Actinopteri; Pleuronectiformes; Scophthalmidae. Gene Ontology annotation, molecular function: pyridoxal phosphate binding; serine C-palmitoyltransferase activity. The record is from RefSeq and is a predicted model, not a curated record. The transcript is spliced from 13 exons. Bases 109 to 1893 code for a protein of 594 amino acids. Gene Ontology annotation, cellular component: serine palmitoyltransferase complex.